AUGGCAUUUUCCAACCAGAGCUUCCAGUGGGCCUCGGGCUCCCAUUCCCAUGCUCCUGCACCCAGCGUCAGUGGUUUGACUGUCAGGAAAACGGCCAUCCAAAAAUUCCAAGCCCCCAGCGUCUACGGGGGAGCCGGCGGCUACGGGACCCGCAUAUCCUCCAGCACCAACUAUGGCCAAGGCUUUGGGGGAAGAUUCAACAACAGCUUCCAGCUGAGCGUUACCGGUAACGAGGACCUGCUCAGCGGCAACGAGAAAGCGACCAUGCAAAACCUCAACGACCGCCUGGCUUCCUACCUGGAGAAGGUGCGAGCCCUGGAAAAGGCCAACUCCCACAUCGAGCAGCAGAUCAAGGAGUACUACGAGAAGAACUCCUCGGCCGUGAGCCGCGACCACAGCCCGUACUUCACAAUCAUCGAAGAGCUCCGAACGAAGAUUGGCGCUGCGCAGCUGGAAAAUGCAAGGCUUGUCCUGCAGAUUGACAAUGCCAAACUGGCUGCUGACGAUUUCAGAAUUAAGUUUGAGAAUGAACACUUGCUCUUGCAAAGCGUGCAGAGCGACAUUAAUGGACUGCUCCGAGUCCGGGAUGACUUGACCUUGACCAAGGCUGAUCUGGAGUCACAGAUCGAAGGUGUGAAUGAAGAAAUCCUCUUUCUUAAGAAGAGCCACGAGGAGGAAGUUUACAGCCUGCACAAGCAGGUGGGUGGCUCCGUUAACGUAGAGGUGGAUGCUGCUCCAGGUAUCAAUCUUGCCAGUAUCAUGGAAAAGAUGAGACUGCAAUAUGAAGAAAUGGCAGAAAAGAACCGCGAAGAAGCCAAGCAACGGUUUGAAAAACAGACAGAACAGCUGACCCAGGAAGUCGCUAUCAAUAUUGAGCAGCUGCAAAGCCAAAGGACAGAGAUCACAGAACGGAGACAGAUCAUUCAGGGCCUGGAGCUGGAAUUACAAUCCCACCUUAACAUGAAGAAGUCUCUAGAAGACACCCUGGCUGACACCGAGGCCCGCUACAGCCAGCAGCUGGCGCAGAUCCAGGGCGCCGUGGCCAGGCUGGAGGCGCAGCUGCGGCAGCUCCGCGCGGACAUGGCGGGGCAGAGCAGCGAGUACGCGGCGCUGCUGGACGUCAAGACGCGCCUGGAGAUGGAGAUCGCCACGUACCGACGGCUGCUGGAGGGAGACGACGGCGGGGAUUUCCAAUUGGAUAUAGCUGCAGAAGAAGCUGAAAAAGAAUCAAGCAAAAUCAAGAAGAUCAAGACAAUUGUGGAGGAGGUGGUUGACGGCAAGGUCGUCUCCUCUCAGGUCAGGGAGAUCGAAGAGAAGAUGUAA
Molecule: messenger RNA, 1323 nt
Organism: Tinamus guttatus (white-throated tinamou)
Lineage: Eukaryota; Metazoa; Chordata; Aves; Tinamiformes; Tinamidae
Gene: KRT20
Product: keratin 20
Biological process (GO): intermediate filament organization; epithelial cell differentiation
Cellular component (GO): cytoskeleton
Molecular function (GO): structural molecule activity
Source: RefSeq, a predicted model, not a curated record